Molecule: messenger RNA, 2091 nt
Organism: Dichomitus squalens LYAD-421 SS1
Lineage: Eukaryota; Fungi; Basidiomycota; Agaricomycetes; Polyporales; Polyporaceae
Product: high nitrogen upregulated cytochrome P450 monooxygenase 2
Exons: 12
Coding region: 214-2058 (614 amino acids)
Molecular function (GO): oxidoreductase activity, acting on paired donors, with incorporation or reduction of molecular oxygen; monooxygenase activity; iron ion binding
Source: RefSeq, a predicted model, not a curated record
CGAAGCUCAGUCUCCUUGAGCAGCUAUCUAGGCUGUACGUAGGACGGAACAGCGGUACAACACUCGUCUCUUCUUCCGAUAACUCCGGACUCCUUGAAUUGAAGGAAGCUGCGAACGGCCUCCCACCGGAGCGGCUGAAGCUUGAGCGAACGAAACACCUCCAACAGACAUCGAUCCUUGUGGUCUGGUUCCGAGCAUCGACCACUAGUGAUCAUGACCUCGCCCUCCGCAAUCCCUUUCCUCGGCAACCUCUCCCUCCCUAUCCCGCCUGCCAUGGACGCGCUCUCAGCUCCCGCACCCCGUUGGGCCUUGCAACUCGCGCACCAGGACGCGCUCGCGCUGUCCGUCGGGGUCGGCACGGUGGUCUAUCUCAUCUUCAAGCGGUUCGAGCCCGUGCUGGUUUACCAGCAUUUCUGGCUGCUCGUCGUGCCCCCCGCGCUCGUCGCGGCGUGCGUGCUCUCACCGCACUACGCGCCCGCCCGCGCGGCCCUCAUCGCGUUCGGGGUGCACUAUGCGACGAUCGCGGGCACUACCUUGUUCUAUCGCGCGGGGCCAUGGCAUCCGCUCGCGCAGUACCCAGGCCCGUACGUGUACCGGCUGUCUAAGAUCGCGCUGGCGUGGCGGACGAGCGACGGGAAGCAAUUCGUACACCUCAGGCGGCUGCACGACCGGUACGGCGACAUCGUGCGCAUCGCGCAAAAUGCGAGUGAGAGCAGGUUUAUGGGCGGGGGAAGCGACCACAUGGUCAUGGUCGUGGUCGCGGUGUGCCCGAACGAAGUUUCGAUCAGGGACUCGUCGGCGAUUAUCCCAGUCCUCGGAACGAAUGGCCUCCCCAAGGGUCCCCACUGGGCGGGGCGCAACAUGACGGACAGCGCGCAGCAGUUGGUGAGCCUCGUCGACAUCCGGGAGCACGCGCGCCGGCGGCGGCCGUGGAACCGUGCGUUCAGCGUGCCUGCGCUCAAGGAGUACGAGGAGUACAUCGCGCGGCGUGCGGAGCAGCUCGUCGAGCUCUUCGCCGCGCACGCGAGGGAGGGCAAGCCUGCGAACGCGGGGAAGUGCGUCGGGUCGUUCACGUAUGACUUGAUGAGUGACAUGGCGUUUGGCGGUGGGUCCGAGCAGAUGCGGGAUGGAGACAAGGAUAGUGUGUGGGCGUUGAUGGAACAGGGCCUCGCAGCGUCGCAGGUCAUGGGCCAUUGCCCUUGGCUGGGCAUUUAUUUGGGUUACGUGCCGUUCGCUGCACGUUUGAUGAAGCAGCUUCUCGAUUACGGCGAGGAGCGCGUACUGGCUAGGGUGAAGAACGGAUCGCUGAAGAGGGAUAUUUUCUACUAUCUGAACAACGAGGACGGCGCGGAGAAGGAGGCGCCACCUCUUUCCACUGUCGCGAUUGACGGGGCGCUUGCAAUUGUGGCAGGAUCUGACACCAGUUCUUGCGUGCUCGCCCAUGCUCUCUACUGUGUUCUCACCCAUCCGGACGUGUACAAGCGUUUGCAGACUGAGGUCGAUGCUUUCUUCCCUCCGGGCGAGAACGCAUUGGAUACCGCGAGGCAUGCUGAUAUGCCAUGGUUGAACGCAGUCAUUAACGAAACUAUGAGAGUGUACCCACCUUUGCCCAGCGGUAGCCAGCGUGCAACUACGCGGGAGACGGGAGGACGUAUGGUGGGCCCAUACUACAUUCCGCCAGAAACGACUGUCAACAUACCCUUCUACGUGCUGCACCACGAUCCACGGAACUUCUCGCCCAAGACUGACAGCUUCUGGCCUGAUCGCUGGCUCAUCGCCUCCAGUGAGCAGAAGUUCAAGGGUGCACCCGGAGAAGAGUUCGUGCACAACACUGCUGCUUUCCUUCCGUUCUCGUACGGACCGGCCAAUUGCGUGGGCAAGGGGCUCGCGAUGCAGGAACUCCGCAUGGUGCUGUGUCUGCUCGUCCAGAAACUGCAUCUGCGCCUUGCGGAUGGAUGGGACCCGAAAGUCUACGACGAGCAGAUUCUGGAGUGGCUGGUCAUGAUCAAGCCGUAUUUGCCCGUGGUCGUCGAACGCCGGCCUGGGCCUGUGCAUUAGGGCGGCUGUGUGGGUGUAGGAAUAAGGAGUGAU